Molecule: messenger RNA, 4011 nt
Organism: Symphalangus syndactylus (siamang)
Lineage: Eukaryota; Metazoa; Chordata; Mammalia; Primates; Hylobatidae
Gene: ATP1A3
Product: ATPase Na+/K+ transporting subunit alpha 3
Biological process (GO): sodium ion export across plasma membrane; proton transmembrane transport; intracellular potassium ion homeostasis
Cellular component (GO): plasma membrane
Molecular function (GO): ATP binding; ATP hydrolysis activity; P-type sodium:potassium-exchanging transporter activity
Source: RefSeq, a predicted model, not a curated record
GCGCCGCCCCCCUCCCGCGGACGCGGGCAUAUGAGGAGGCGGAGGCGGCGGCCGCCGCAGCCUCUGUGCGGUGGGACCGACGGACGGACGGACGGACGGACUCGCGCACCGACCGAGGCGCGGGCGCUGCAGAGGCCCCCAGCCCAAGCCUGCGCCUGAGCCCGCCCCGAGGUCCCCGCCCCGUCCGCCCGGCUCUCUCCCCGCGGAGCCGCCAAGAUGGGGGACAAGAAAGAUGACAAGGGCUCGCCCAAGAAGAACAAAGGCAAGGAGCGCCGGGACCUGGAUGACCUCAAGAAGGAGGUGGCUAUGACAGAGCACAAGAUGUCAGUGGAAGAGGUCUGCCGGAAAUACAACACAGACUGUGUGCAGGGUUUGACCCACAGCAAAGCUCAGGAGAUCCUGGCCCGGGAUGGGCCUAAUGCGCUCACGCCACCGCCUACCACACCAGAGUGGGUCAAGUUUUGCCGGCAGCUCUUUGGGGGCUUCUCCAUCCUGCUAUGGAUCGGGGCCAUCCUCUGCUUCCUGGCCUACGGCAUCCAGGCGGGCACCGAGGAUGACCCUUCUGGUGACAAUCUGUAUCUAGGCAUUGUGCUGGCGGCCGUGGUGAUCAUCACUGGCUGCUUCUCCUACUACCAGGAGGCCAAGAGCUCCAAGAUCAUGGAGUCCUUCAAGAACAUGGUGCCACAGCAAGCCCUGGUGAUCCGGGAAGGUGAGAAGAUGCAGGUGAAUGCUGAGGAGGUGGUGGUCGGGGACCUGGUGGAGAUCAAGGGUGGAGACCGAGUGCCAGCUGACCUGCGGAUCAUCUCAGCCCAUGGCUGCAAGGUGGACAACUCCUCCCUGACUGGCGAAUCCGAGCCCCAGACUCGCUCUCCCGACUGCACGCAUGACAACCCCUUGGAGACUCGGAACAUCACCUUCUUUUCCACCAACUGUGUGGAAGGCACGGCUCGGGGCGUGGUCGUGGCCACGGGCGAUCGCACUGUCAUGGGCCGCAUCGCCACCCUGGCAUCAGGGCUGGAGGUGGGCAAGACGCCCAUCGCCAUCGAGAUUGAGCACUUCAUCCAGCUCAUCACCGGCGUGGCUGUCUUCCUGGGUGUCUCCUUCUUCAUCCUCUCCCUCAUUCUCGGAUACACCUGGCUUGAGGCUGUCAUCUUCCUCAUCGGCAUCAUCGUGGCCAAUGUCCCAGAGGGUCUGCUGGCCACUGUCACUGUGUGCCUGACGUUGACUGCCAAGCGCAUGGCCCGGAAGAACUGCCUGGUGAAGAACCUAGAGGCUGUAGAAACCCUGGGCUCCACGUCCACCAUCUGCUCGGACAAGACAGGGACCCUCACUCAGAACCGCAUGACGGUCGCCCACAUGUGGUUUGACAACCAGAUCCACGAGGCUGACACCACUGAGGACCAGUCAGGGACCUCAUUUGACAAGAGUUCACACACCUGGGUGGCCCUGUCUCACAUCGCCGGGCUCUGCAAUCGCGCUGUCUUCAAGGGCGGUCAGGACAACAUCCCUGUGCUCAAGAGGGAUGUGGCCGGGGAUGCCUCUGAGUCUGCCCUGCUCAAGUGCAUCGAGCUGUCCUCUGGCUCCGUGAAGCUGAUGCGUGAACGCAACAAGAAAGUGGCUGAGAUUCCCUUCAAUUCCACCAACAAAUACCAGCUCUCCAUCCAUGAGACCGAGGACCCCAACGACAACCGAUACCUGCUGGUGAUGAAGGGUGCCCCCGAGCGCAUCCUGGACCGCUGCUCCACCAUCCUGCUACAGGGCAAGGAGCAGCCUCUGGACGAGGAGAUGAAGGAGGCCUUCCAGAACGCCUACCUCGAGCUCGGCGGCCUGGGCGAGCGCGUGCUUGGUUUCUGCCAUUAUUACCUGCCCGAGGAGCAGUUCCCCAAGGGCUUUGCCUUCGACUGUGAUGACGUGAACUUCACCACAGACAACCUCUGCUUCGUGGGCCUCAUGUCCAUGAUUGACCCGCCACGGGCAGCCGUCCCUGACGCAGUGGGCAAGUGUCGCAGUGCAGGCAUCAAGGUCAUCAUGGUCACCGGCGAUCACCCCAUCACGGCCAAGGCCAUUGCCAAGGGCGUGGGCAUCAUCUCUGAGGGCAACGAGACUGUGGAGGACAUCGCCGCCCGGCUCAACAUUCCCGUCAGCCAGGUUAACCCCCGGGAUGCCAAGGCCUGCGUGAUCCACGGCACCGACCUCAAGGACUUCACUUCCGAGCAAAUCGACGAGAUCCUGCAGAAUCACACGGAGAUCGUCUUCGCCCGCACGUCCCCCCAGCAGAAGCUCAUCAUUGUGGAGGGCUGUCAGAGACAGGGUGCAAUUGUGGCUGUGACCGGGGAUGGCGUGAACGACUCCCCCGCUCUGAAGAAGGCCGACAUUGGGGUGGCCAUGGGCAUCGCUGGCUCUGACGUCUCCAAGCAGGCAGCCGACAUGAUCCUGCUGGACGACAACUUUGCCUCCAUCGUCACAGGGGUGGAGGAGGGCCGCCUGAUCUUCGACAACCUAAAGAAGUCCAUCGCCUACACCCUGACCAGCAACAUCCCAGAGAUCACGCCCUUCCUGCUGUUCAUCAUGGCCAACAUCCCGCUGCCCCUGGGCACCAUCACCAUCCUCUGCAUCGAUCUGGGCACCGACAUGGUCCCUGCCAUCUCACUGGCGUACGAGGCUGCUGAAAGCGACAUCAUGAAGAGACAGCCCAGGAACCCGCGGACGGACAAGUUGGUCAAUGAGAGACUCAUCAGCAUGGCCUAUGGGCAGAUCGGAAUGAUCCAGGCUCUUGGUGGCUUCUUCUCUUACUUUGUGAUCCUGGCAGAAAAUGGCUUCUUGCCUGGCAACCUGGUGGGCAUCCGGCUGAACUGGGAUGACCGCACAGUCAAUGACCUGGAGGACAGUUACGGGCAGCAGUGGACAUACGAGCAGAGGAAGGUGGUGGAGUUCACCUGCCACACGGCCUUCUUUGUGAGCAUCGUAGUCGUCCAGUGGGCCGAUCUGAUCAUCUGCAAGACCCGGAGGAACUCGGUCUUCCAGCAGGGCAUGAAGAACAAGAUCCUGAUCUUCGGGCUGUUUGAGGAGACGGCCCUGGCUGCCUUCCUGUCCUACUGCCCCGGCAUGGACGUGGCCCUGCGCAUGUACCCUCUCAAGCCCAGCUGGUGGUUCUGUGCCUUCCCCUACAGUUUCCUCAUCUUCGUCUACGAUGAAAUCCGCAAACUCAUCCUGCGCAGGAACCCAGGGGGUGAGGGGGCUCGGCAAGGCAGCCGAGGAGGGCGGGGGGCAGCAGGGUCUCAGGAAGCUGGUCCCAGGCUCCCCUCGCCCUGCUGGAUGGCUCUGCCACCUGGUUCCCACUCUUCUGUCUCUUCCCAUCUCUCCAGGCCCCCGAUCUGUCUUCUCACGGGUCUCUGUCUGUGUGGUCUCCUUGUCUCUCUCCCUCUCUGUCCCUCUCUCUGCUGGGCGGCUCGCCUUCCCUGUCUCUCUCCAUCUCUUACUCAGUCUCUUUCUUUCCUUCUUUGUCUCUCCAGGUUGGGUGGAGAAGGAAACCUACUACUGACCUCAGCCCCACCACAUCGCCCAUCUCUUCCCCGUCCCCCAGGCCCAGGACCACCCCUGCCAGUCCCCCCAAUUUUGUAUUCUGGGGGGAGGAGCCCUCUCUCCCCGUGGCCCCACCUUGGCCCCCACCCCCUCCACUAUCUCCUGCUGCCCCCACUCUGGCUGGCUUCUCUCCCCUGCCCCAAGCCUCUCUCCUCUCUCUUUUCUGUGUCAGUUUCUCUCCCUCUCCUCACCCCUCUAUCCAUUCCUCCGGCCCCAGCCACCUCCCUGGGCUCUUUUUUACUCCCCUUCAGCCCCCCGGCUGAUGCCAUCUCUGGUUCUGGACAAUUAUCAAAUAUAUCAGUGGGGAGAGAGAAGCGGUGUGUGUGUCGUGCCUGCUUUCUGGACUGCGGCUGGGACAGUGUCCCUUCUGCUGGGGCACGCUGCCAGGAGAUUCUCGAAACGCCAGGAACUUAAGCCUGGCACUGGCUU